UUAAUGGAACAGAAUGAGGAAAUAGAGACCAGUGUUCCGGCAGCCUCAAGCCUUUCCUGCGCGGUUAUCGGCCCGAAAUAACUUUCAAAUGACUGACAAUAAAAGGACGUGAGAGAGCUGCAUAAAGUGAUAGAGAGAGAGAAAGAGAGGGAGAGAGAGAAAGGGGGAGAGCGAAAGAGGGACAGACAGGGAAAGAAAAAAGAGAAAGAGGGAGAGAAAGAGCUCGUAGAUUGUUGAUCGCGACAUCAAGGAGGGCAGACUUCGGGCCUCAUCUUCUCCCGUUGCUUGGCGACCGCGCGGAGACAGGUGCUCUUUUCGUCGGGACACGGUCCAGUGAGGAGUGUUGGGUGACCCUGGUCUCACCGUCAGACGCAGCGUAUUGUUAGGAUGCAUGCCCUGCAGAACUUCUUUCUAUUGGUCCUCGGGAUCAUUAGCCACGCCUCCUCCCAUUUCAACCUGACUCUGAAUGGUCAGUGGAAGGACUGGAAGGACCAUUACAAUAAAGAGUAUGGCAGCCAGGGGGAGGAGUUACAGAGGAGGCAGAUCUGGGAGAAAAACCUGAGGAUGGUGGAGAAACACAACAUGGAGGCUUCGCAUGGCCUGCACUCCUUCACCAUGGGCCUCAACCACCUCUCAGACAUGAUGGCGGAGGAGGUCAACGCUGUCCUCAACGGGCUGAGGGACGAGGAAGAGGUGGUGGAGGAGCUCCAUCGUCAUGGCAACCUGACGUUCACCUUGCCAGACGACGGCAAGGUCCCCCUGCCCCGGUCGGUGGACUGGAGGAGCAAAGGCAUGGUCAGCCCAGUCCGAGACCAGGGACGCUGCGGGUCUUGCUGGGCAUUCAGUGUUUCGGGGGCCAUGGAGGGACUGAUGAAGAGGCAGACGGGCAAGCUGGUCCCCCUCAGCCCCCAGAAUCUGCUGGACUGCAGCAGCAGCUAUGGCAACCUGGGCUGCAACGGUGGCUACCGCUCCUACACCUUCCGUUACAUCAUCGAGAACAAGGGCAUCGACUCGGACAGCUCCUACCCCUACGAGUCCAGGGAGGGGAAGUGCCGUUACUCGGUACAAGGCAGAGCCGGGUACUGCUGGGGGUUCCAAUUCCUCCGGCGGGGCGACGAGAGGGCACUGCAGGUGGCAGUUGCCAACGUGGGCCCCGUUUCUGUGAGCAUCAAUGCCCUGCCAUCCUUCCAAAGCUACAGAGGAGGCGUGUACGAUGACCCCUCCUGCAGCUCAGCGGAGACCAAUCACGCGGUGCUCGUGGUUGGGUAUGGGACGUACAGGGGGAAGGACUUCUGGCUGGUGAAGAACAGCUGGGGAACAGAUUGGGGUGAAAGCGGAUUCAUCCGAAUGGCCAGGAACAGGAAUAACCAGUGUGGAAUUGCUAACUUGCCCAUAUAUCCCACCAUGUGAAACCAUCAGUGUAUCAGGCUACGCUAAAGCUAAUCUCAGGCUGUUAAUCACCUAUUAAUCUUCACUUAGACAACAGAAAGCAAACUGCAUGAAAUAUGCAUAUAUCGACAUCAGAUGUGGGCAAUUCUGCUUAUAGAGGGCCGGUGUGUGUGUGCAGGUCUUUGUUUCCACCAGUUACCCUGCUUAAAUGAGCUAACUGGCUGUAUGCGCCAACACUGGUUUCAUGUGUAGAUUAGAUCACAGCAAAAAAAUUGUGUAGAAACACAAGAACAGACUUAGGUUGUCAUUCGUGCACUUAUCAAGAAGCGCAGCUAAAAUGUUAAAUUGGGGUAAAUAUUAGAGCUGAUUAAGUCAUUAAGGCCAGAGACACAGAAACCGAUACGGCCCUCAUUGCCCACCUCUGAUCUGCAUGCUAAUCGCGAUCUUUAUUGAAAUGUAUUCAUAUCUGCAAUGAUUGCUCUUUAAAAGUGUAACAGCUUGAACAGGUUUAACCUGCACGUUUUGAAAUUGUUUUAAAGAACUCCGUACUUACAGGUCAAGGUUUUUUAAAUGCAUACAAAUAAACAUUGCUUUUGCAAAAUG
Messenger RNA from Anguilla anguilla (European eel), 1992 nucleotides. Its product is annotated as cathepsin L1-like. Gene Ontology annotation, cellular component: lysosome. The transcript has 8 exons. Gene Ontology annotation, molecular function: cysteine-type endopeptidase activity. Gene Ontology annotation, biological process: immune response. NCBI's taxonomy places the organism in Eukaryota, Metazoa, Chordata, Actinopteri, Anguilliformes, Anguillidae. Bases 388 to 1410 code for a protein of 340 amino acids. The record is from RefSeq and is a predicted model, not a curated record.